This is a messenger RNA of Cuscuta europaea, 1153 nucleotides long. The record is from the annotation of a GenBank genome assembly. Lineage: Eukaryota; Viridiplantae; Streptophyta; Magnoliopsida; Solanales; Convolvulaceae.
CUCUCGCAAAGCUCUUUUUGCUAUUGCCCUGCGACUUCGCUUAUAUCGUCUUCUUCUCUUCAAGCAUCAAUGAGGAGCAGAAAUCAAAUCGAACGCCUCCUUAUAGCCGCACAGUCCUCCAUCGACUCCCAGAACUUCGAUGACUGCCGCAAAAAAGCCCUUCUAGCCCAACAAUCUGACCCGCUUCACCCGGGUCCUGCCCAACUCAUCGCCAUAGCUGAUGUCAUUUCCGCCUUUUCCUCCACCAUCAGCAGCGCUUCCUCUGGCUCAAGUAAGAAAUCUGACUAUUACUCCAUCCUCGGCGUUCCUCGCUUCACAGGAGAUCUCGACGUAAUCAAGACCCGUUUUGAAAAACUCGCUGCCCUACUGAACCCUAGAAAAAAUCCAUACUCUCUCUCCGGUUAUGCACACGGACUCGUUAGCAAGGCUUGGCGUGUGCUUUCAAACCCUGCACAGAAAGCCCAAUUCGAUGAAGAGCUGAGUUUGAAGCUGAAAUCUACGGAGAGAUCGGAAAAGCAGACUUUCUGGACCGUAUGUACACACUGCUUCUAUCUGUACGAGUAUCCCGCGGAGUACGAAAACUGCUCCUUGAGGUGUCAGAACGAGGAAUGCAGAAGUGUCUUUACUGCAGCUGUCAGCGCUCCCCCGCCACAGGAAGUGAUUGAAAAGGGCGACUAUGAUUGCCUGGAGGGUAUGUCCGCUGGAAUGAGGAAACAGAAAAUGGUAGCGAAUUGCUCAAAGAAGUUGAUGGGGAAGGGGGUAAGAGUUCUUCAGGUGAAUGGUUCUGUUCCUCGGUAGAGGUACUGAUAUGAUUGAAGUCUUUUCACGGGAUGGAAUUGAUAGUUUUGGAGAUUUUUGUGCAAUGGAAUCUCCUUUCUCUUUUCUGUGUUUCUAGGCUCUAUAAUGCAAAUAUGCAGAAUGAGGCAUUUCCAUGUGAAAAUUAACAGGCAUUGGAAUCCCUUGCAGCCUCUCUGUGCUGUAACCAUUUCUUAAAUUUAAUUCAGUGCUCCUACUAUAUGUUUAAUGCAUGCACUUGAAAAUAGUCAAGUAUAUCUGAAAAAUAUUUUCAGUAGCUACAUUGAUCAUAUGUUUAAUUUGGUGGGGUUUGUCCUCAGACAGUGUAUUCUAAAUUUAUAUCAAAGACUGAUUCCCC